Triticum turgidum subsp. durum (durum wheat) is the source of this 861-nucleotide messenger RNA. The record is from the annotation of a GenBank genome assembly. NCBI's taxonomy places the organism in Eukaryota, Viridiplantae, Streptophyta, Magnoliopsida, Poales, Poaceae.
AUGGCCGCCGUCGAGUGCGGCGGUGGGGACUGGCCCUUCUCCGCCGAGGAAGCGUACGCCGAUUCCUCUGCGCUGUUGGCGGAGAUCGGCUGGGCGGCCGGUUUUGUCGACGACGCCUGCGCCGGGGAGCUGCUUCCGCCGCUGGAUCCGCCUCCGGCCACACCAACGGGGUCCAUGGAAGGGGCCGGCGCCUCGUCGAGCUCCACCGAUGACGGUGCCACGCGGGAGGCUGCGGACGCCGACGGCAGGCCGGCCGCCGCGACAGAGGCAGCGAGCAAGCCGGCGCCGGCGCCAGCCCCGGGGAAGACGAUGAAAAAGCAGAAGCGGGCGCGGCACCCACGGUUCGCGUUCAUGACCAAGACGGAGAUAGACCACCUCGAGGACGGAUACCGCUGGAGGAAGUACGGACAGAAGGCCGUCAAGAACAGUCCUUUCCCAAGGAGCUACUACCGGUGCACCAACAACAAGUGCACAGUGAAGAAGCGCGUGGAGCGCUCCUCUGACGACCCCUCCGUCGUCAUCACCACCUACGAGGGCCAGCACUGCCACCACACCGUCACCUUCCCACGCGGCGCCGGCGCCGCCACCCUCGCCAGCCAGAUGGCCUUCUCGGCACACCACCACCACCACCUCGUGUACAACGACUUGCCGGCGCUGCACUCGCCGACCACUCAAAACCCACUCUUCAGCGUGCCGGCGAUGUCGUCGUCGCUGCUCCAGCCGCUACACUGCAACCGACAGGAGCUACAAGUUGCGAGCUACACAACCCAGGCAUCGUCCAUCUCGUCGCCGGGGAGUGUUCCCGCCGUCGACAAGGGGCUUCUGGAUGACAUGGUGCCUCCAGCGAUGAGGCACGGAUAG